This is a messenger RNA of Beauveria bassiana ARSEF 2860, 744 nucleotides long. Its product is annotated as Cwf15/Cwc15 cell cycle control. The record is from RefSeq and is a predicted model, not a curated record. Gene Ontology annotation, cellular component: catalytic step 2 spliceosome. Gene Ontology annotation, molecular function: RNA binding. The transcript has 4 exons. The coding region runs from base 1 to 744 and encodes 247 amino acids. Gene Ontology annotation, biological process: mRNA cis splicing, via spliceosome. NCBI's taxonomy places the organism in Eukaryota, Fungi, Ascomycota, Sordariomycetes, Hypocreales, Cordycipitaceae.
AUGACUACAGCGCAUAGACCUACAUUUGAUCCGGCCGUCGGCAAGGAAGCCCUUCGCGGCCCGGCCUACCACCAGCGCCUCCUCCCCGCACACACGCAGCUCAAGUACCGCCGCGCGGGCCAGGGCGGCGCUGCCGACGAAGACGAGUACGACGGCACGCGCGAUCUGGCCGCCGAGCUGCUCGCCGCCGAGGCGGCCCAUUUCGCCAAGAAGAAGGGCACCGGCGCGCCGCUCGCCAUCGAAGAGGACGGCCACGAGACGGCAGCGACAUCUGGCGGUGCAGGCACGAAGCGGCCGCAUCCCGCGGGUGAUGAGGCUGGUACGGACGGUGAAGAAGAUGCGCGUGCGAGGAGGUUGAGGAUACUAGAGGAGACGAGAGACAUUGAUGCGGACGAUUCCGACGAAGCAGAAGACGAUGACGAUAGCGAUGAUAGUGACAGCGAUGAUGAGGAUGCGGAGCUGCAGCGGGAGUUGGAGCGAGUGCGGAGGGAGCGCGAGGAAAAGAAGAAGCAAGAGGAACUUGAGCGCAUCAAAGAGGAAGAGGAUGCACGGGAACGCAACAUUGCGCUGGGCAACCCGCUACUCAACAAGCAAGACUUUACAAUGAAGAGGCGCUGGGACGACGACGUCGUUUUCAAGAACCAGGCGCGCGGGACGGAAGACAAGGGCAAGAAGAAGGAGUUUGUCAAUGAUCUUUUGCGCUCUGAUUUUCAUAGACGAUUUAUGAGCAAAUACGUUAGAUAG